This is a messenger RNA of Ilex paraguariensis (yerba mate), 951 nucleotides long. The record is from the annotation of a GenBank genome assembly. Lineage: Eukaryota; Viridiplantae; Streptophyta; Magnoliopsida; Aquifoliales; Aquifoliaceae.
AUAGAAAAAGAAACACAUCCUCAGUGCCAUGUCCUAAACUGAAUGAAUCUCUUCCCACGCAGCCACCCAUUGAGUCUUACAUUGGCUGUUCUUUCACGACGGUUCAUACGGGUGGAUCAGUUCAGUUCGGUCACCAAAAGCUAGGGUUUUUUUCCUGGGUGAAAAUGGGGGUGAAAGAUGAGAGCAACACCGAGCAGCCUCCCCUGGACCUGUUCCUGAAAAUCGGCUUAGAUGAACGGACUGCCAAGAACACAAUUGCCAACAAUAAAGUCACUGCAAAUCUCACCACCGUCAUUCACGAGGCAGCUGUAACUGAUGGAUGUGAUCGUACAGUUGGAAAUCUUCUGUACACAGUUGCUACAAAGUUCCCAGCAAAUGCCCUUGUGCAUCGCCCUACAUUGCUUAAAUAUAUAGUACUUUUGAAGAUUAAAACUCCAGCCCAGUUAGAAGCUGCAUUUUCAUUUUUAGCAGCUAGUGCUUCAGAGAGUUUCAAUGUCUCUGAAUUUGAAAAAACUUGUGGUGUUGGAGUCGAGGUCUCUGUAGAAGAUAUGGAGCAUACUGUUAAUGAGAUAUUUGGAGAGAACAAUAAUGCAAUUUUGGAGCAGCGCUAUCUUACAAAUGUUGGUGUAUUGUUUGGUCAUGUUCGAAGGAGGCAGCCAUGGGGCGAUCCAAAGAUUGUCAAGGAACUCAUAGAUGCUAAACUGUGUGUGCUACUUGGUGAAAAAACAGCUGCAGAUAAAGAGAAACCCAUAAAAAAGAAGAAAGAGAAGCCCGUUAAAGUAGAGGAAAAAGCUACUGCCGAAGACACUCCUCCACCAAAACCAUCUGACGAAGAACUUAAUCCUUUUUCAGUAUUCGCUUCACCAGAGGAAAAUUGUAAGAUAUGAUGAUACCAACCCUGAAGCUGAGAAGAAAGAAUAUAUAGAACAUAUUGAAGAAAUUGUACGAUGG